AUGUCCAGCCCUGAAGAGACGCAAAUCAUCGAAGAGCAACGCCGUCUCUCUCAAAAUGGGGUCCUGAACGCCGGGUUCAUCCACCUCCAGCCAACGGACGCUCCGUCGACGCUGCAACAAACGCUGCAGCUUUUGCAACAGCAAUUGGCACAGCAACAGCAACUACUAUCGCAGCUCGUGCAACAGCAUCAACAGCAGCCGCAGCCACCGAACCCUGAUCAGCAACUAGUUCCGAAACCGAGCAAUCCGGAGCUAAUACUGGAAGCCCUUGCGGGCAAUAUAAGUGAAUUCCGUUACGAUCCAGAAGCAGGAUUGACCUUCGAAUCGUGGUACGCACGGUACAUUGACCUGUUCCAGGAGGAUGCAUCACGUUUAGACGACGCCGCCAAGGUUCGGCUCCUGGGACGCAAACUGGGAACCGCCGAACACGCCCGGUUUAGUAACUUCAUUUUGCCUCGUGUACCGCGUGAUUUCAGUUUUAGCGAAAUGGUGGAAAAGUUAACUGUCCUUUUCGGCAAAAUGGAAUCCGUGUUAAGUAAGCGCUUCAAAUGCUUUAAUAUUUCAAAAACGCGCACCGAGGACCUGCUAGCAUUUACAUGCCGUGUUAACAAAGCGUGCGUCGAAGCGGAAUUUUCUUCGAUGACGGAGGAAGAUUUCAAAUGUCUCAUCCUUGUAUGUGGGUUGAAGGACGAAAGCGUACGGGACAUACGAAUGAAAUUGCUAGCCGCCAUCGAAGACAAGAAAUACGCCACCCUAGAGCAGCUAGCAGUGGAAUGUCAACGGUUAGUGCGUGUGAAAGCUGAUAGUGCCAUGAUCGCCACGGAUACCAGUGAACGAGUGCAUGCAAUGCACGCCAGAAGCAGCCGCCAGUGGCACCGGAACAACAACGGCAACGAGCGCCAUACCAAGUCAGCCCCCCGAAGUGAAGCCUCCAAACCACAUACUCCGUGCUGGCUUUGUGGUGCCCUGCAUUGGACCCGUGACUGCACUUAUAAAACCAACAAGUGUCGAGAUUGUGGACGUAUGGGUCAUCGAGAGGGUUUCUGCAACUCGUCUCAGCGACGCAAAGGACGACCGCGGUUCGAUCAUCGUCGUGCAGUAGCAUCUCGAGUAGUACGAGUCAACGUGUGUAGCAUACAACAGAAGCGGAAGUUUGUCAACAUUUUUAUCGAAGGGAAGCCGGCUCGACUACAACUUGACACCGGGUCAGACAUCACUGUGAUCAGCCAGCGGUUAUGGAAGCAGCUGAGUAAGCCUCAUCUUAACCCACCGAAGGUAAGAGCGAAAGCAGCUUCCGGCGAAGUUUUCGGCCGUGUAGGUGAGUUUGAAGCCAACGUGCGUAUGCAUAAUAUCACCAAGCAGACGACAAUUCGCGUUUCAAAGGCGGAUCUGUCAUUAUUCGGGGCAGACUCCAUACAUCUUUUCGGCUUGGGGACGAUCCCAAUGGAUAACUUUUGUAACCACAUAGGAACAGCGGAAACAUGUUCCUGGGAAGAGAAAUUUCCAACGGUUUUUAGCGGAACGGGCCUGUGCACCAAGGCACAAAUACAUCUACAGCUGCGACAGGAAAGCAGACCAGUUUUUCGACCGAAACGUCCGGUCGCAUACGCCAUGGAAGAUGCUGUCAACAACGAAUUAGAUCGACUUGAAAAGCUGGGGAUCAUUACUCCCUGCGACUAUUCGGAUUGGGCAGCACCAGUCGUAGUAGUGCGCAAAGCGAACGGCAAAAUACGACUAUGCGGAGACUAUAGCACCGGACUCAACGCAGCAUUACAUCCACAUGAGUAUCCGCUCCCGUUACCGCAAGACAUUUUUUCGAAACUAGCCCGUUGCGUCACAUUUACACAAAUUGAUCUGUCCGAUGCAUUUUUGCAGGUGGAAAUAGAAGAAAAGAGCCGACCCCUGCUUACCAUCAACACGCAUCGAGGCCUUUACUAUUAUAACAGGCUACCUCCAGGUAUCAAAGUAGCCCCUGGUUCUUUUCAACAGAUCAUGGAUAAAAUGCUCGCCGGUGUAAAUGGAGUCUCCGCCUACAUGGAUGAUGUGAUUGUCGGCGGAAAGACGCAGGAAGAGCACGAUGCCGCCCUAAAAGAAACCCUGCAGCGAAUAAAGGACUAUGGGUUUACCAUCCGCAAAGAAAAGUGCUCAUUCAACAAGCCGGAGAUUCGAUACCUAGGGCAUAUCAUCGACAGCCGAGGCCUACGACCCGACCCUGCCAAGAUCGACGCCAUCAAGAAGUUACCUUCUCCAACAGAUGUCACAGGCGUUCGAUCGUUCAUCGGUGCUAUAAACUUUUAUGCGAAGUUCAUUCCUAACAUGCGUAAAUUACGCUACCCGCUGGAUAAGUUGCUACUAACCGGAAGUGCGUUCCAGUGGACUACCGAAUGCCAAAAAGUCUUCGAACAAUUUAAAGCCCUAUUAUCCACGGAACUGUUACUCACGCAUUACGACCCAAAGCGCGACAUAGUUGUGUCUGCCGAUGCAUCUUCGGUUGGUUUAGGAGCAACGCUAUGCCACAAGUAUCCGGACGGAUCUAUGAAAGUGGUUCAGCACGCAUCCAGAGCGCUCAGCAAAGCAGAAUUUGGUUACAGCCAAAUCGAUAGGGAAGGGCUAGCAAUAAUUUUUGCUGUAACAAAAUUUCACCGCAUGAUUUACGGUCGUCAUUUCACGCUGCAGACUGACCACCGACCACUAGUCCGCAUAUUCGGCAGUAAGAAGGGUAUUCCUACAUACACAGCAAAUCGGCUGCAAAGGUUUGCGCUAACCCUUCAGCUGUACGACAUGGACAUUGAGUACGUACCAACUGGCUCAUUCGGAAAUGCCGAUGUAUUAUCUCGUCUGAUACAACACCACGCGAAACCUGAAGCCGAAUACGUGAUCGCCAGCUUGGAGCUAGAGGAGGAUUUAAGGUCAGUUACUGUUAACGCGCUGAGCUCAUUUCCAAUUUGUUUCAGAGACGUUGAAACAGCUACGCAGGCUGACCCCUUGCUCCGGAAGGUCCAUAAGUACGUGCAAAACGGAUGGCCUCAUGACGGUACCUUCGGAGCAGAUUUGGCACGGUACCACAAUAGGAAGGAAUCUCUCUCAACCGUUGAGGGUUGCAUACUUUUCGGGGAGAGAGUGGUCAUCCCGGAGAAGCUGCGUUCCCGUUGUUUGCUCCAGCUGCACAAGGGACAUCCGGGAAUGCAGAGAAUGAAGGCAAUCGCGCGUAGCUACUUGUACUGGCCGAUGAUCGACGACGACAUUGUACACUACGUGGCCUCUUGUGGAUCCUGUUCGGCAGCCGCAAAAGCACCCCCUCGAGCUACGCCAGCGGCAUGGCCAACACCUACGGGCGUCUGGCGUAGAGUUCACAUCGACUACGCUGGGCCAUUUGAAGGGUUUUAUUUUUUAGUCGUGGUUGACGCUUUUUCCAAGUGGCCGGAAGUCUACAAAUCAUCAGGUACAACCACUUCUGCCACCAUCGCCAUGCUGCGUAAUAUAUUUGCCCGCUUCGGUAUGCCGGAAACACUGGUUAGUGACAAUGGUCCCCAAUUUACAAGUAGCCUCUUUGCGGAAUUCUGCAACAGUUACGGGAUCGAGCACAUUACCACAGCACCAUUCCAUCCGCAAUCGAACGGACAGGCAGAGCGUUUCGUUGAUACGCUGAAACGAGCACUGCGGAAGAUCCAGAGUGAUGAAACAUCCCUUGAUGAGGCGCUGGAGCUUUUCCUAAUAUCGUACCGAUCGACUCCAAAUGCUCAGUUGAGCCAGCAGAAAACUCCAGCAGAGGAAAUGUUCGGUCGCCCCAUCAGGACAGCAUUGGAGCUGUUGCGGCCCCCUUCAUCACACUCACUAUCUUCUUCCUCAUCAAUUUUAGUUCGAAGCUUUCAGCCAGGCGAGCCAGUUUCAACAAAAUCCUUCCACGGUAACUCGUGGAAGUGGAUACCCGGAAGGAUCGUUCGCAGCCGCGGACGAGUUAUGUACGACGUGAUUGCACAAGAUGGACGUACACUCAGGCGCCAUGUAAACCAAAUUCGGCGACGUGUGGUUGACCGCGCAUGUGAAAGACAUCAGCUGCCGCUCGAUCUGUUGUUAGAGGAUUGGUCCUCGGGUUUCCCUCCAGAGCCAACCCAGCCGAUUCCGGAACCCAGCACAAGUGAACCAGCAGCACAUCCACCAUCAUUGCCCGAUCGUUCAUCGCCAACAGCGAGUGCCCGGAACGACAUUCCGGUGGCGAAAUCGGUACAUCCUUAUGUUAGUACUAACCGUCAUGAUGGUAGCACCACCCAGAGCCUGAUGGAUUUGCCACGCAGGUCUUCUCGUGUAAGAAGACUCCCGCGUCGGCUCGGAUCCUAUCAGCUCAAUUAG
Anopheles moucheti is the source of this 4350-nucleotide messenger RNA. RefSeq lists its product as uncharacterized. Gene Ontology annotation, biological process: DNA integration. NCBI's taxonomy places the organism in Eukaryota, Metazoa, Arthropoda, Insecta, Diptera, Culicidae. Gene Ontology annotation, molecular function: nucleic acid binding. The coding region runs from base 1 to 4350 and encodes 1449 amino acids. The record is from RefSeq and is a predicted model, not a curated record. The transcript has a single exon.